Molecule: messenger RNA, 1581 nt
Organism: Lindgomyces ingoldianus
Lineage: Eukaryota; Fungi; Ascomycota; Dothideomycetes; Pleosporales; Lindgomycetaceae
Product: LAG1-domain-containing protein
Exons: 2
Coding region: 1-1581 (526 amino acids)
Biological process (GO): ceramide biosynthetic process
Cellular component (GO): membrane
Molecular function (GO): sphingosine N-acyltransferase activity
Source: RefSeq, a predicted model, not a curated record
AUGACAGCACAGUCUGGUCUUGAGCCUUUCCCUCCGCUGAGCGUUUCUCACCACUUUGUGCGCAGGGAGAGCCAUAAGCAUGGAUCCCGCGACAGCCCACGGCGGCGGAAGUCGAGCGGCCUCGGGGGUGAACUACCAGGAGACAACGAUGUCGCCGCGUUUGCGACAAUGUCGCCGCCUAUGACGCCUCCACAGAUAUAUGUAUGCUCCCCUAUCUUCCUGCUGAUUUUCCAACCCAUCCUCCUACUCCUUGCUAAAUUCUUCUUCCAGCGACCCGCCUCCGAGAAGCCGGGUCGCCGCUCGAAACGGCGAACGAUCAAACGCGCAUUCUCAAGGUGGAAGCGGAUAUCGCUGCGACACACCUGGCUGACUCCGCUCAUCCUCUGCCUCAUCAUCGUGUCACUCUACCUCGUAAAUCCGGUACCGUCGAACCCCAUCUCUGCCGCCCUCUUCAUCUCGUACCCCCUCCCGCACACUCCGGGUUCCGACGGUCCUAUUCAAUAUGGCAAGGGUGCGCGUGAUUUUGCCUUUGUCGCCUUCUAUACCAUCUUCUUGUCCUUCACGCGCGAGUUUCUUAUGCAGCGCAUGAUUAGGCCGCUUGCAAUCUGGUGCGGGAUCAAGUCACGUGCGAAGCAAUCGAGAUUCAUGGAACAGUUCUACACGGCUGUAUACUUUAGCAUUUUCGGGCCAUAUGGCCUAUGGGUUAUGUCGCGGACGCCCAUCUGGUACUUCAACACGGCGGCCAUGUACCAAGACUUUCCGCAUCGGACACACGAAGCCGUGUUCAAGGCAUAUUACUUACUGCAGGCCAGUUAUUGGACGCAGCAGAUGAUUGUCUUGCUCCUCAUGCUUGAGAAACCCCGGAAGGACUUCAAAGAGCUUGUUGCACACCAUUUCAUCACUUUGGCCCUAAUUUGGUUGAGCUACAGGUUCCACUUUACCUACAUGGGCAUUGCGGUGUACAUUACGAUGGACAUAUCUGAUUUCUUCCUCGCGACAUCCAAGGUUCUCAAUUAUGUCGACUCUCCAAUCGUCGGGCCCUACUUCUUCUCGUUCAUGUUUAUCUGGGGCUACUUACGUCACUAUCUCAAUCUCAAAAUCCUCUGGUCUAUUCUCACAGAAUUCUCCACUGUUGGUCCUUUCGAACUCAAUUGGGAGACGCAGCAAUACAAGUGCUGGAUUUCACAAGUCAUCACCUUUUCUCUUCUCGCAGCCCUCCAGGCCGUCAACUUGUUCUGGUUUUUCCUAAUUUGCAGGAUCGCAUACCGAUUUGUUGCCAGCUGGGGUGAGGAAAUAGAAGACGAGAGAAGCGAGUACGAAGAAAGCGAUGAGGAGGUUGAGGAUAAGAAUAGGGAGGACAGGAAUGAGAAUGAGAAGCCUAAGAUGAAUGGCUUCACCAAUGGUUCCGCAAACGGCAAACUUGCUAACGGCUCCGCUAACGGCAAACUUGCUAACGGCCUCAACAGUGCACCCAAAGUCGCGGUGAAUAGUGUUGUACCCUCGAGCCCAUCUGGUUCCGCUGUCACAGAACCAGUAAGGAUCAGCUCACGCAUCAAGCAGCGAAAGAAGAACCAGAAAUGA